Triticum turgidum subsp. durum (durum wheat) is the source of this 351-nucleotide messenger RNA. The record is from the annotation of a GenBank genome assembly. Lineage: Eukaryota; Viridiplantae; Streptophyta; Magnoliopsida; Poales; Poaceae.
AUGCUCCCCUAUUGCACCAUCGUCGGCAAGAAGAAGAAGACCAUCGGGGAGAUGGAGCAGGAGUUCCUACGAGACCUACAAGCCAUCAUGUCUAACGAGGAGUUCAACAACCUCAAGGAGGAGCUCAUGUGGGAAGGCAGCAACCUCGUCCUGCUAAGCGCCGAUGGGCAAAGGCUGCUGGAAGCCUCCAUGGCCUACAUCACCGGCAACCCCAUCAUGUCUGACGCGGAAUUCUACGAGCUCAAGCUCAGACUCAAGGGAUCCUCCAUAUCAAGGGAAGAGCAGGGUAGUGUGGGCAAGGGAAGAGGACAGGGACAGGGAAGAAGUGAACUGAUGGGAAGAGCCUCAUAA